Phymastichus coffea is the source of this 9502-nucleotide messenger RNA. RefSeq names its product unconventional myosin-XV (gene Myo10A). Bases 245 to 9490 code for a protein of 3081 amino acids. Gene Ontology annotation, molecular function: cytoskeletal motor activity; protein binding; ATP binding. Gene Ontology annotation, cellular component: myosin complex; cytoskeleton. The transcript has 35 exons. NCBI's taxonomy places the organism in Eukaryota, Metazoa, Arthropoda, Insecta, Hymenoptera, Eulophidae. The record is from RefSeq and is a predicted model, not a curated record.
UACCAUCUCGUCUUAGCGUUCGCCAUACACCGUAGUAUCGCCGUCCCUCUGUUUCUUGUGUGUCGUGUGUUUUUCGAAUGCAUUCAGUGCUUCAAAGGACUCGACGACGAAGACUUGGCCAAAGAUAAUUUGCGAGUGGAAACGUUCGCGACGUGUAGGUGUCUGCUGUGACCGAACGAAAAACGAGAAAAUGAGGGCGAAUCUCCGUGGCAGUGGCAUUUAACGGACGACUCGGUGCGGAAAAAUGCAUAGCGAGUGGCAGAAGGGUGAACUAGUGUGGUUCGACCCAGGAGUCGGCCAUGUGCUGCCCGGAGAGGUGUUGGAGUAUCACAGGGCGGCGAACGUACUGUCGGUGCAGGCGGUCAUCGCCGGCAAGCCACAAAUAUUUACGCUUACGAAUCUGAGCGGCGUGAAGCCGAGGCAGGACUUGGGUCAGAAUGGCGUGGAGGACAUGAUUCAACUAGACGAUCUGAGCGAGGCAUCUCUGCUAUGGAAUCUCAAAAUUCGCUACGACAAAGAGCUCAUUUACACGUAUACCGGAAGCAUCCUAGUCGCCGUAAAUCCUUACAAAAUGUUCGAUAUUUACGGCAUAGACCAAGUGAAGCUCUACGAGGGAAGGAUACUGGGGACUCUACCACCGCAUCUGUUCGCGGUGGGCUCCUCGGCCUACAGCCAAGUGAGCGCGGCAAACAACGCGAGCGCCAACCAGGUGGUGGUGAUCUCGGGGGAAUCCGGAUCGGGCAAGACCGAGUCGACGAAGCUGGUGAUGCAGUACCUCGCGGCGGUGAACCGGGCGCCGAGCAACCUCGUGACCGAGCAAAUCCUGGAAGCCGCCCCGCUGCUGGAAAGCUUCGGCAACGCGAAGACGCCGCGGAACGACAACAGCAGUCGCUUCGGAAAGUACCUCGAGGUCUUCUUCCGAGACGGCGUCAUCGUCGGUGGAAGAGUCACCCAAUAUCUGCUGGAGAAGAGCCGGAUCGUGACUCAGGCGCAGGACGAGCGAAAUUACCACGUGUUUUACGAGCUGCUGUCGGGACUGGACCAGCAGCUUCGCGAUAAAUACGGGCUCCUCACUCCGGACAAAUAUUUUUACCUGAAUCAAGGCGGCAGCUGCGAAAUAGACGGCAAAAACGACACGCAAGACUUCAAGGCGCUCCUAUCGGCAAUGCAGGUCUUGGGUUUCACGUCCGAGGAGCAGGACACGAUAUUCAAGAUUCUAGCCAGCGUGCUGCACCUCGGCAACGUAUACUUCCAUCGCAAGCAGAUGAGACACGGACAGGAGGGCGUGGAAGUGGGCUCCGACGCCGAGAUACGCUGGGCUGCUCAUCUGCUGCAAAUUAGCUCGGACGGUAUCAUCAGAGCCCUCACGACCAAGACCACGGAAGCGAGAAAUGAGCGCGUAUUGACGGCUUUGAACAUCGACCAGGCACUGGACGCGCGCGACGCGUUUGCCAAAGCGCUUUACAGCUCUUUGUUCUCGUGGCUGGUCGCACGCGUCAAUCACAUCGUUUACAAAGGCACCAAGCAAACCGCUGCCAUUUGCAUCCUCGACAUAUUCGGCUUCGAGAAUUUCACCGAAAACAGCUUCGAGCAGCUCUGCAUCAACUACGCCAAUGAGAACCUGCAGUUUUACUUCAACAAGCACAUAUUCAAGCUCGAGCAGCAGGAGUACGCCAAGGAAAAGAUCGACUGGACUACUAUCAGUUACACCGACAACUUGCCAAUCAUACAUUUGAUUGCCAAGAAACCGGUGGGUAUCUUGCAUCUGCUCGAUGACGAGAGUAACUUCCCGAAAGCCACAGACUUGUCUUUCCUUGAGAAAUGCCAUUAUAACCACGCACUCAGCGAAUUGUAUUCGAGACCGCGAAUGAAUUCCGCUGAAUUUGCCAUCAGACACUACGCAGGACAAGUUUGGUACAACGUUGAUGGGUUCCUGGAUAAGAACCGGGACACUCUCAGGCCGGAUGUGGUCGAACUGCUCAUUAGCAGCAAAAUAAAUAUGGUCAGCAAAAUGUUCCAACACGUGAGAAAUGCGCACGAGGCUAAUAAAACGAUCAACAAGCCCAACGGUAGAUUCGUCACGAUGAAGCCAAGAACACCAACGGUAUCAGCUCGCUUCCACGACAGUUUGCAGCAACUUCUCGAAUCUAUGUCUCAAUGUAAUCCAUGGUUCGUUCGCUGCAUCAAGCCGAACAGCGAGAAAGCCCCAAUGAAGUUCGACAUGCCAUGUGUUUUGGAGCAACUGCGCUACACUGGUAUGCUAGAGACCAUUCGUAUUCGGAAGACUGGUUACCCGGUCAGACUGCCCUUCGCUCACUUUGUCGAUCGCUACCGCUAUCUCGUGCAACCGACGUGUUUGCCACGCGGAGCACCUAACAAGGAGCUGUGCCGUGUCAUAUUGGAGAAAGCUGCUCCCAAGGACGCUCAGUCGCAGUAUCAGCUAGGCUUAAGCAGAGUUUUCUUGAGAGAACCACUCGAGAGAACUUUGGAGUACAAUAGGGCACUGAUUUUGGAACGCGCUGCCGUUACUGUGCAAAGGUAUACCAGAGGAUUCCUCGCUCGCCGACGCUUUCUCAACAUCGCUCGUAGCACGAUCCUGCUGCAAGCUGUUUAUCGAGGCUACCGCGACAGAAAGAAAUACAAGGCUCUCAAGCAGGGCGUCAUAAUGGCUCAAAAGGUAUUCCGUGGCAAGAAGGAACGCGAGAAAUUCCGUAUACUCAAAGAAGAAAUGGCUAAACGCGCCGAGAUCGAGAGAGCAAGUAGAGAAAGGGCAAAGGCUAAGCAGCAGAGGGAGGAACAAGAGAGAGCUUCCAGAGCCGUUGCCGGAGUUAAUCAUCUAGAGAUACCAGCUGAGCUUGCGUUCAUCUACAGUAAAUUGGAUGAUUGGCAACCAACGCACACGGAAAGGAAUCUGCUGAAGGUCGUUGGUAGUGUCGUCCCUCUCCCAGUCAACUACUCGCUACCGUCUGAUAUCGAUCAGUAUCAGUUCUCCAAGUUCACCAACAUCUACUUCAAAAGCCACAUCUUCGCCAUGAAGCGCGAGCCGAUCAAGACGCCCUUCCUCGCCAAAUCCCGCGAUCAAGAUUACACGGACUCGUUGAUGAUCUUCAAGCUAAUCCUGCGCUUCAUGAACGAGAGCAAUCUCAGCGGCAAGAGAGAGCAGGCUCUCGGCGAUUACAUUGUCAACAAGGGUAUCGUCAACGAGAAGCUGCGCGACGAGAUACUCUGUCAGCUGGCCAAUCAGACGUGGAAGAAUGAAAACGACGCAAAUAAGGAGCGAGGAUGGCUAUUGCUGUCCAACUGCCUGUCAGCUUUCCGUCCGACUCGUACGCUCUACAAGUAUCUGCUCAAGUAUGUGUCGGAUCACGCAUACGACGGCUACAAGGCUUACUGCCAGCGCAAACUUCUCCAAGGUGAGAGGGUUCUGCUGAAGGCCUUGGCCAUCAGUCAAACGCCGGUUCAACAAGUGCCAAGAAACUAUCCACCUUCGGUGCUCGAGUGGCGAGCCAACCGCAACCGCGUCAACAUGGCCCUCACUGUUGCAUUCUACGAUGGCGAGACGACAACUUGCGCCGUGGACUCGUGGACGACGUGCGAGGAAUUGGCUAACCUCGCGGUGCAGAAUCACGGAGUGGAGAACGGUGGUUGGACCAUUAGUCUGUGGAACCAGCUGGAGGGCGCGGAUGCGAUCGUCACGGAGACCAACGGCUUCGAUUACGUCCUUGACCUCGUCUCCGAGAUGGAGCUAGCUCCGGCGUUCCCGGCCGCCAAGCACAUGUUCCUGGAACAACGCAAGAACAGCUUUCCGCCUAUCAAGAAGCGAGAGCACGCGCAGGUGAUCCGCGACCUAGAGCAGGAGGUGUUGCAGCAACAGCAGACAACACCGACGCUGCAAGAGGUGCCGAUACUCAAAACAUUCCAGCCACUCGAGAGGAAGACACCGAAGCAGUCGCCGCCGCAACCACUCACACUUCUACCGGACAAGCCUGUCGAGCCGGAAAUACAAUCGCCAAGGAGGCCCGGCGUACCGCCGCCCCAGCCGCCACUCACCAAAGUACCGAUGCGCAAGCAAUCCCAUGAAGCCGUCCUGGAAUCCUCGGCCGAAAUGGGCCUGUCUCGCAAGUCAGCUCUAAACGACCGCUACUUUGAAAAAGAAAAGCAGCGUAGCCGCAGUCUAGAUAAUCUUUUGCAAGCUGAAAUCAGUAAUCCGGGUGUGAGCCCUUCAUCAGUAAGCAAACUCGCCAAUCUUGGUCUGUCCUCGUCGAAAUUGAACGAGCGUUAUCACAGCCUCGAGCGUAUUGGCGAAGUAGCAGCGUCAGUCGGUAGCGUCGAAUACAUGUCUAGAUCGGAAGUGCAAGUUGUGCCCGAACGCAAGUACAGCAGGAUUACGAGAAGCUCUGAGCCUAAUAUUCUCGAAGAGGAAGAUCUGCCGAUUGACUUCGAGUACCCGGACAUUCAGUCGGUUAGCCAGACUGGCAGAUCCGAAGAUGACAAGAGCAGCUAUAUCAGGUCCCAGACGAGAUUUGUUAAGUCACAGUAUUCAGGUAAGAGAGCUCUUCCCGGCAGUCAAUCAAGUCGUGCUUAUAUCGAGAAGAGCGAGUAUGGCGUGAAAUCAUCAGCGAUGUCAGACACAAGCGAAGCGCCAUCAUUAGCUUCUCACGUGCGUCGCGUCCGAGUUCCAAGCCAAGCAUCCGAUGUUGACCAAUUCCUCGACGAAUUAUUUAUGCCGGUGCUCGAUGGAAAUCUCGACGAGCUAUCCGAUGCAAGGAGUCUCGCGGCUAGUAUCAAGGGAAUGCGAAAAGCUACCAACAUUCAACCACAGACUACCGAGGACUUUCUUGACUUGUUAAUCAAAGAUACUCCAGAAAACUCAACUGCCAUAACAGCCAAAGAGCUAGCGAUGAAAAUCAAAGGAGGCGGUAACAUGGACAUACCAAAUCAGAACGGUGGCUUCAACUACAGUCCCAUGAUGUCCUCGCCAAUGAUGAUGCCAAUUUUCGGCGGAUCGCAGCAAGUGCAAGCGCCUCAAAGCCCAACGAUCAACAUGGGUCCGGGAUUCGUACCAGUGCCAAUUUUCAAUAUGCAAGGACCAAGUAUACCGCAGUUCCCAAAUUCGCCCCCCAAUCAGAACGAUGAAAUCGCUACGUACCAGCAGAAUUUGCAACGGGCAUUCGUACAAAAUGCGAUGGCGCAGAAUUUUCAGAUUCAGCAGCAGCUUCUUGCUCAGAAUCAAGCUUUGCAACAGUUGUUGGUUCAAAAUCCUAACAGCUCGAGCCAAUCUGCGUCAUUCCAUGAAGACGGUGACAUGUGGGCACAAGAUAAACGCACUUCAACGCCAAAUACGUCAACAUCGGCAUCCACUGCACGUCAAGAUAUGGUGACCGUAAAAGCUCAAGUUCACCGUUCUCAAAGUCCACCCAAAAAAGGCGCUGAUCCAUCUAGAAAGUCAGCUGACUUUGGUGCUCGCAAAAUCAGUGCCGAGCGGAAAAUUGUAAACUCGACCGACGUCAAACGACCCAGCGUUAACAAGCCUAAUACUCAGAGCAACUUUACAAGCGUGCUAAGUGAACUGAAAAAUAGAAAGAGCAGCGUUGACGAUCCGUCGAAGGGCGUUCCACCUCCACCGCCGAUGCCACCGCCAGUCGCAUCGCACGAUCCUUCCGAGUCCCGGCCAUUCAUUGAUCCUUAUGGCCGCGCGAAGACUGUUCGCAUUGGAAAGUGGAGGUGGCCACCACCGAGCGAUUCUAACGAACCACAAAAUCAAGACAACUUCUUCGAGUUCAAGAUGCGUCAGCAACAUCAAAUGCGUAAAAUCACGCCUCAAUAUCAGGAAUACCAGAAUGACGCCGAGCCAAUGACCGAGGGUAGUGUCGAGUGGGCUGAGUUUGAAAUUGAAAAUAUCGUUAACAACGACGAGAGAGCCGUGAUCGUUCACGCGGCAGCCGGUGUCAUACGACCCGAAAACGGCUACAAGGAGGAAAACGACAAGAGGAAAAAGAAAAAAUCUGGCUUUGAAAUUGGCGCACAAAGACCAACGCCGGGCAGCAUCGGUAAACUAAAAUUAAGUUCGGAGAUGCGUCAGAGGCUGGAGAAGGUAACGGCUAAUCACAGUGUCAGAUCGACCAAAACUACGGAGAAACCUGCCCUUCUGCGCGACGACGGCAAGGUCAAGCGCCUUGAAGAUGGUAGAAAGCUGCUUCUCGAGCAACAAUUAGGCGGAAGGUGGGACGACUACGCCUCAACGGUCGACGACACGCAGAGCAUCACCUCCAAAGGCACUACCGACAUGAUGACGCAGGCCCAGGUCGUCAAGACGCAAAUCGAGCGCAUGGAGAGGCCGGUGCCACCGCCGCCGCCUAUCACGCCUCCACAGCCGCCGAGCCCCCGCGGUGGAAGUGUCUUCGCCAACAGCCUACCCGGAGUACCGCAACCGCGUUCGCCACCUGCGCCAGUGGAACCAAAGGCAUUCCGUGCUUCACCGGAUUCCGAAGCCUACGACGCAUUUGUCAAGAGUCAACGCGACAUGUUCAAUCAGAGUCGCGAUAUGUUCAACCAUGGAAAGGAUAUGACGGAUUUGGCAAGUUCGACUACUCGCGAUUUCAACUCCGACAUCUUUGCCGACACCAAGUACUCGCGCGAUCCAUUCGGUAUGGCACGCGACGUCUCGCCCAAGUCGAGGGACAGCUUUGGCAUGCCGUCAUCGAGGGAUAUCGGAGUGGUGGCCAACACCAGAGACUCGUUUGCGGUUGCGAGGCAGAGUUUCAAGAAAAUGGACGGUGAUCCCGAUCGCAGAUCUAGUGUAGCUUCCACUUUGGGAAUACCAAUAUUGUUACAGCGUACUGACAAAAUGGAACGCAUCGAGAUCGAGGAAUGGCCGGAAUUCUUGAAGCCGGUCAUGCCGCCAGCUGACAAGCCAGAAAUUGAAAAGGUUCAGGAGAUAGUCGACACAAAACUCUAUCCCCAGGCAUCGAACACCCAUUUCACGUACAAUCGAGUCACGUGGACGCUGCGUGUCAAGAAAGAAGUUUUCGCACCGAACGAAACCUUGACCACGCCACUUGCGCUGCACCUAGUAUUCUGUCAAGUCGCCUACGAUGUGCUUGCAACUUCGAACAUCCGAAUUUCGAAGGAGGAUCGACAAAACAUGCUCAAGAUGUUAGCUAACUAUGGGGUUACGUUGGAUAAUCUGCAGAGUACUCAACACAAAAUCACCAUCAAGAAGAAUGUCGUUGACAUGGCUAGACAGUGGCCCCUUUAUUUUGCCAGGAUAUUUCCAGUGUCGAUCGGCCCACAACAUCCAGACGUACAGCAUAUCGCAGUAUCGCACCACGGACUUCGUUUGGUAAAGCGUAGCAACAGCGGCGAAUUAGUGAUUUUGGAUACCCUGCCACUCGAAGAGGUCGUGUCUGCGAGCUGUCAGAGGGCCGGUGUCUGCACUCUCCAGGUGGCUUCCGGGGUGCGGCUGCCGUUACACACUAAUCGGGCUGCGCAGCUUGCCGAUAUGAUCAGCAAAUACGUGCGCAUGGUCGAACAAAAGCCGGUACACAAGAGCCACCACCAGGACAAUCAUGUCUCGCAAAUCAGCAAGUCGAUCGUCUCGCAAACGAACCACGCGCACUACGGCUCGCCAUCGUCCAGUCCCCAGCAUCACGAGCUACCCAACGGGAACGUCUCGCGGAAUGGCCACGUGGUCAAUGGAAUGCACUACCAAAAGAACGGCAAAUCACCCCAGCAGCAGAUUAUCGCUCAGGAAUGGCGACAGCAGGAUGAAACUAAUUCACGUUCGGAAGAUGCAAUGUACGAGGGCAGUAAUGGCCAGUCACCGGUGGUCAAUGAUGGAAAGCACUCGCUCUUGCAGUACGCUAUGCUCAACUUCCGCCAGAGCACCGACAAAUUCGAGAUGCUCAAGACAGCGGACGGCUCGAUAAGCGGCUCUCUCAAAGUCAUCGAGUCGCUAAAGAGUAAGAAGAAAGGCAAGAAGGGCAAGGACGGAGCGGAAUGGACGUGGAAAGAGCAAGUAGACCUGGUCAAGUUCUCGGCGGUGCCGAUCGAGCAAAGUUUGCUCAGGUUGGACAACGAACUGAGUGGACUGGCGGUCGAGUGCUUCCUAUGCCUGAUGCGCUACAUGGGCGAUCAGCCGUUGCCGCCCGACAUGAGCGAGGUCAAAUGCGUCUAUACCAUCCUCAUGCACUGCCACAAGUACGAGCAGCUGCGCGACGAGGUCUACUGUCAGCUGAUGAAGCAAACGACGAACAACAAGAGUCCGAAUCCCGACAGCUGUCAGCGGGGCUGGCGUCUGUUUAGCAUUGUGGCCGCGUACUUCACGUGCAGCGAAGGCCUGAGACCCUACCUCAACAAAUACCUGGAGACGGCGGCGUACGACAAGCGACGCGCCUAUCACGGCACGGCCACCGUUUGCCUGCAGAAUCUGCGCAAGACCGUGAAGUACGGCGGGCGGAAGAAUGUGCCCAGCGUCGAGGAAAUCAUGGCCAUCAGCGCCGGCAGAAAUGCCAAGAGGCAGAUUUAUAGGCUGCCCGGUGGCACCGAGAGGGUUAUCAAUACCAAGUGCACCACUGUCGUACAGGAUGUUAUCGAGGAGAUGUGCAACGUUAUAUCCGUACGAAACCCCCACGAGAUGGACGAGUUCUCGCUUUACUGCAUCGUCGACGGCGACGCCUUCACCAUGCCUCUGGCCAGGGACGAGUACGUUUUGGACGUGACGACGGAGCUGCACAAAAAUCAUCAGCUCUUCUACUUGAUAUUCUGCAGGUCGGUCUGGUACUACCCAUUGCGUCUGGAUGCAGCGCUCUACGUCGAAGUAGUUUUCAAUCAAAUAGCGCCUGAUUACCUGGAAGGCUUGCUGCUGGUUUUGCCCGGAGAGCAUUUGCCUCAGGAAGUCAUUUACGACAUGGCACAGAUCGCUGCACUGCUGCAUAGAGCGGCUGACGUGAAGAACGAAAGGGAAGAGCCGACGACCAAACGAAUAAAGUAUCUGCUGCCCAAGCCCGCGUUGAGCCUGCGAGAACCGCGACCACAACAGUGGGCCAACAUGGUGCAGCAAGCUUGGGCCAAUGUGCAGCUCACGUCCAUUGCCAAUUGCAAGGCGCAAGUACUUGAAAUACUCUCAAAGUGGCCACUGUUCGGCUCGAGCUUCUUCGCCGUGAAGAGAGUGCCCGAGGGCAAAGAGAAGGGCGGCGACCACAUCUUGGCAUUGAAUCGCCACGGAGUUCACUUUAUCGACCUGAUAACACACGAAACGCUCUACCACUAUCCAUACUCAGAGGUAAUCUCAACGCGCAAAGUAAAGUCCGAGGAGGGCACGCUCUACCUGGACAUGAAGUGCGGCAACCUGAUGCAGCAGCGCAUCACGAGGCUGCAAACCGAGCAAGCUCACGAAAUUUCCCGUCUGAUUCGCCAGUACAUUACGAUGGAGCAGAGGACUACUGGUAACCAGGGUGCGGCUCCAGUCAACGGCUACGGUCUCAGAUAAACUGAUAGUCUA